Messenger RNA from Trypanosoma rangeli, 879 nucleotides. RefSeq names its product zinc finger protein. The transcript has a single exon. NCBI's taxonomy places the organism in Eukaryota, Euglenozoa, Kinetoplastea, Trypanosomatida, Trypanosomatidae. Gene Ontology annotation, molecular function: protein-cysteine S-palmitoyltransferase activity. The record is from RefSeq and is a predicted model, not a curated record. Gene Ontology annotation, biological process: protein targeting to membrane; peptidyl-L-cysteine S-palmitoylation. Gene Ontology annotation, cellular component: Golgi apparatus; endoplasmic reticulum. The coding region runs from base 1 to 879 and encodes 292 amino acids.
AUGUACACUGCGCACCGACCUUCAGGUUUGUGCGGCUGGUGUGUCUUUUUUUGCCGGUGUCUCCCUCCUGUCCUUGCGGUAGGGCUAAUUUUGGCCAAUGUCAUUCCGUACUAUGUGCUGUUUCUUCCACGCCUUCACAAGACGUACAUGAAGGGCGAAAUUUCCUGGAUCUACUGUGCUUACUGCCAUGUUGUCAUGUUGGUUGCGGAGGUGUUGGUGUUUGUCAAUUUUUUUUUAGCCAUAAGCACAUCACCGGGAUACGUGGAGCGGGUGCCUUGGGCCAACAUGCCCGUGUUUAAGGGCCGCGUCAACAGCGACAACAUGAAUGAGGUGCACCGGGUUGGGAUUGAUGGCAAAUUGCGCUACUGCAGCAAGUGUGAGAUAUACAAGCCAGACACUGCGCACCAUUGUCGUACUUGCCGUCGCUGCGUCUACCACAUGGAUCACCACUGCCCUUGGAUAAACAACUGCGUUGGCCGAGACAAUGCAAAGUUUUUUAUGCUCUUCCUCGCCUACAUCCCACUGGGUGGGUUGCAUAUUGGCGCCACGACGGCGUACAGCUGCGCGUACCACUUCGAUGUCUAUCAGUCCUCCGAGUUGCUUUCAACGAGCGCCCUCAUUUUUUCAGCGGUUUUCUCGCUGGUAAUGGGUAUCUCCUUUCUUAUGUUUGCGGCACAUUUCCUUUGGAUGAUGCUUCACGGCGAAACUACCAUUGGAAAUAUGGUGUACCGCAGGGCGGGCGACGAGCGAUACCUGAAAGAGGAGCGGGAACGAUACCUGAAGGACAUCUUUGGCGAGGACCACCGUUGGUGGCGUUUGAUUUGCCCUUUUCGUGCUGCGCGCCCCUCACACAAGGCUUCGCUGCAAGGGUUGCUGUAA